AUGGAUAUAAGAUAUAUAAUUGCGAGCCAUUUGGAAAAUGUUAUUCAAAAUGUAACUGAUGGCGGUAUUGGAAUAGUUGAAAUGUUAUUUUGUACAUCGUUAGUUGCUUUAGUCGGGGCUGGCGAACAUCCUUCAUUUUCUCCGAGACGUUUACAAAUUACUAAUACUAAGCGACAAUCAACAAUAUGUGAACUUACUUUCAACACUUCAAUUCUUGCCGUUAAACUUAAUCGUCGUAGAUUGAUUGUUGUAUUGGAACAAACGAUCUUUGUUUACGAUAUUAGUAAUAUGAAAUUAUUGCACACAAUUGAAACUAGUCCUAAUCCAAAUGCAAUGAUAAUUGUUAUAUAG
Messenger RNA from Entrophospora sp. SA101, 351 nucleotides. Lineage: Eukaryota; Fungi; Glomeromycota; Glomeromycetes; Entrophosporales; Entrophosporaceae. The record is from the annotation of a GenBank genome assembly.